AUGCUCAACUGGUGGCUCAUUGUCCUGAUCAUCCUGGUGGCGCUCGUCUGCGUCGGCCUCACCAUCUACACGUUCAUCUACUUUCAGUCGGAGGAGGACUCGAAGUGGGACUGUGUGCCGAAGGCCGUCGCCGGUGUCGGGCUCAUUCUGGCUAUGGGCAGCAUCCUGCUCGUCCCGUACGAUGUCGCAAACUCGCCAGACCCCACCGUCGCUCACAAGUACGCCCAAACACUCAAUACGCAGCUGAUGUGGGAAAUUGUGCUGUGGAUGAUGGCUGCCAUGGCGGUUGUGGUGUGCCCCUUCUUCAUGUUCUUCUACGAGGCGUAUGACCCAGAUAAGCCGAGCUUCGGCACACAGGUCGCACACGGCGUCAUCUCCACCGUUAUCAUCGCCGCCCUGUUCAUCCUUAUUGUGAGCCUCUGCUACAACUUUCAGGGCGUCGCAGACAUUGCAUUCCAGGCCUACAAUGGCACCCCACAAAUGACCUUGCCGGAGAGCUCUGCCAUCAGCUACGUGAGCGACUCGAUGAGGUCGACCGUCACCGUCCCCGUGAGCAUCUACACCUACUGCAUUGGCAUGCUCUGCUUCUUUGGGUGGAUCUUCUUCUUUUUCUACGGCGGAGCCGGCAUCGUUGCCUACCCCAUGAGCCUCAUCCAGGGCUUCAAGUCGCGCCCCAAGGCCAUUAGCGCGAGCAAGUUCGCAGAGGAGAUGGCCGUCAUUCUGGCCAAGGCGGACGCCAUGCUGGAGCUGUGCAUGGGGCUGCAGCAAGAAAGCCGCGGCAGCAUCUCGCGCUCCACGAAGAACAAGAUCAAUAUCCUGCGCAACGAGGUGUACUUUCUGGAGGCACAACAGGCGCAGCUCAUUUGGGCAUACACGAAAGCCGGUGGCUCGCCCUUCAUUGUGUAUGGCAAGCUGGCGCUAGGGGUCGUGUGCAUCGUCACGGCGGUCAUGUGGUGCCUGCAGAUUUUCGUCUACAACACCUUCGACGCGGACCCGUUUCUCAACACGCUGCUGCUACGCCUCAACGACGCCUUCGCGUUGUGCGGCGUCUGCGCCUACGGGGUCCUUGCCUUCUACCUCACGUGGUCGACGUUCCAGGGGCAGAUUGCGCUGGGGCUGCGCCUUGUCUUCUUCCAGAUACACCCAAUGAAGAAGCAUGACACGCUCGUGAACGCCUUCCUGUUCAAUGUGAGCCUUCUCCUGAUCACCUCCUACGCCGUAAUCUACUUUGUUGUUCACUCCUUCCAGGACUAUGCCACUAUGACCGCCAUCAACGGUCUGAUGAACGUCUUCGUGACGCGUCUGCGCGGCAUCGGCGUGGCUAUUAGGUGGGCGGAGUUCUGCUUUUUGGGCAUGUCGUUGCUGACGCUGAUAUGGAUGGCGGCGUGCCCCAAGAGGAAGAGCCGCGAUCCGACCAAGCUACGGCUGGAUGAUUUGAGCUAA
Leishmania mexicana MHOM/GT/2001/U1103 is the source of this 1443-nucleotide messenger RNA. RefSeq lists its product as hypothetical. Bases 1 to 1443 code for a protein of 480 amino acids. The record is from RefSeq and is a predicted model, not a curated record. Lineage: Eukaryota; Euglenozoa; Kinetoplastea; Trypanosomatida; Trypanosomatidae. The transcript has a single exon.